Messenger RNA from Brachypodium distachyon (stiff brome), 1937 nucleotides. RefSeq lists its product as uncharacterized. Gene Ontology annotation, molecular function: protein binding. The transcript has 10 exons. The record is from RefSeq and is a predicted model, not a curated record. The coding region runs from base 534 to 1589 and encodes 351 amino acids. NCBI's taxonomy places the organism in Eukaryota, Viridiplantae, Streptophyta, Magnoliopsida, Poales, Poaceae.
CUGUCGGGGUUCCCUUCCCUCCCCCUUCCCCUGUUCCGCCUCCGCGUCGCGUCGCCUCGCCGCCUUCCAUUCCCGUUUAGAGCGCCCCCCUUUUUGGCCCGCGCCCCUCCCCCAAAGGGGAAGGAAAACAAAUCCCCAAUUCUUCCCCCACGGUUCUCCGCGCCCCGCCGCUGCCCCGAGUUAGCCUCUGAAUCGGAUUAAUCGUGUGUGAUUUUGUUUUUUUGGUUGGAUCGAGGCGUCGGUGAGGAUGGACGAGUUCGAGCUGGAGGAUAACCUAGAGUUCAUCCUCCAGAGCAUCCAGGAGCUCAUAGAGGACCAGGGCGACAACAACCCCUUCGGCGAGGUCAACCAGAACGAGCUCCUCGCCAACCUCGUCAACUAUGACCAGGAUAACAUGAUGCCAGACGUGUCCGCAGAGGACGUAGUGAACGGGAAGGACGUGCAGGGGAUCCCGUGGGAGAAGAUGAUGUUCCCGAGGGAUAAGUACCGUGACAUGAAGAUGAAGAGCUACAAGAAUUAUCAGAACCUCAGUUAUGCCCGGGAGGAUGCUUUGCAGGACUGCAAACAAGUGCAAAAGGAUAGCCCUUACUAUGAUUUCCAGUACAACACAAGACGUGCUCGGCCAUCAAUCGUGCAUUUUCAGUUUGCAGUUGAGGAAUCUCGUCUGGGCAACAACCAAACAUGAUGUUUAUACAGUACACGAUCAAUCAGUGACACACUGGUCGUCACUGGACCAGAUAAGCACUGAGCUAAUCAAUGGUGAUGAUUGCAUUGUACCGAAACAGAGAGGACAUGGUUCGCAAUCUGUUGCAAUGGUCCAGUUCACAACUAUGGCGGUAGAUGAUAAUUUAUUGAUACUUGGUGGUUUUCAAGGGGAGCUUAUAUGCAAGCGCCUGGAGGAUGAUGGGAUUGUUUUCAGCACAAGAGUUACAGAUGAUGAGAAUGCUAUUACCAACUCUUUGGAGAUCUACCAGGAUCCCAGUGGAUCAAGACGGUUGGUGGCUGCUAAUAAUGACUGCUCUGUCAGAAUUUUUGAUACCGAGUACUUUGAUCUCCUUAAGCACUACGUCUUCCCGUGGUCUGUAAAUAGUGUUUCGGUGAGUCCCAACGGGAAACUCUUUGCUGUCCUUGGUGAUCAUGAGGAUGGAUUGGUAGUGGAUCCCAACUGUGGCAAGGCGAUUGGUAAGCUUAGUGGGCAUUUGGAUUACUCAUUCUCAUCUGCCUGGCAUCCGGAUGGCAACAUCUUGGCUACUGGGAGUCAAGACACAACAUGUCGGCUGUGGGACAUAAGAAACCUAUCAGAAUCCUUAGGGGUGCUUGGCGGAAGGGUCGGCUCAAUACGUUGUAUCAAAUUCUCUCCAGAUGGGCGCUUUCUGGCAACAGCAGAGCCUAUAGAUUUCGUCCAUAUCUACGACUCUUGGGCAGAUUAUGGCAAAUCUCAUGAAAUUGACUUCUUCGGUGAAAUUGCUGGUUUGUCAUUUAGCCCAGACACCGAGGCCUUCUAUAUUGGUGUAGCGGACCAAACAUAUGGAGGUCUAAUGGAGUUCAAGAGGAGGCAUCAACAUCAUUACGUGAACUGCAUGUGGUGAUGUCUUUUGUUUAGCAUGAUUUGCUUUUCUAGUACAUUCCUUCAGAUGCGAUUGAUUGAUCGUUUAACUGCUGCAAAAACUGCAUGGUUCUAGUGAAGGCAACCAACAAAGAAGCUCAUUGAAGCAGUUGCUGCCGUUAGUGACUCGCUGCAACGUCGGAAGCUUCUCCAGAUGAAUGAUCUGGAGCUGUAUAAAUUUCUGAGUUUACCUUUGGAUCUAGAUGUCUGGGUUAACUUUUGCUCUCUAGCAACUCAUGGAUAUAGUUAUAUGUAUAUACUUCCAUUCCAUUUCGCCAGAUCAGUGUACAUAGUCGGUGCUUUAUCUGGACGAUCACUUCCCCGUUCUCUA